Molecule: messenger RNA, 735 nt
Organism: Cucurbitaria berberidis CBS 394.84
Lineage: Eukaryota; Fungi; Ascomycota; Dothideomycetes; Pleosporales; Cucurbitariaceae
Exons: 3
Coding region: 1-735 (244 amino acids)
Biological process (GO): protein homooligomerization
Source: RefSeq, a predicted model, not a curated record
AUGUCUCGCGAGUCAGGGCUGGGCUUUGAUGACAAUCAUCUCAAGUCUUGUGGCACCCUCCCGCUCCCUCAACCCAUCGUCAACGACCAUCCCGCAGGGUCUUCAAGCACCAACACGACCUACCCCAAAGUCCUUACUCUUGACGUCGGAGGCCGAAAGUUCAAAGUCUCUCGCGACGUCCUCCUCGAGGCCGGCCUCUUCCGUUUCCAGUUUUCCGAUAGCUUCACCUGGCUUCCUGAACCCGAUGGCAGUUACUUUCUUGACGCUGACCCUGAACUCUUCGAGCACCUCGUUCGCUUUAUGCGCCGGCCUCCCGUGUUCCCGCUGUUCUAUGACAAGGCGUCAGGCUUCGACUACGAUCUCUAUAAUCGGCUUGCAGUUGAGGCAGAGUACUUCCAGCUUGAUGCACUACACGAGUGGAUUAAAGCAAAGACCUAUGCCUGCGCUGUAACGGUGAGAUCAAGCGCCCCGAUCAUGUGCGAUUUCAGUGACAUGCCUUCGACGCAGCUCCCAGCCAACAAGUGCAACGAUAUGCAUUUCGUCCCGCGCGUUAGGAAGAUGUACCUCUGCCCUCGUGGCAUUCUUGUUCACAGGGGCAGUCCCGGCAGGUGUGGGGCAGCAUGUGUUAGGGCCCGAGGCGACGGCGAGUUUCUAUACGAAGACGAGGCGUAUUGGGAGGUCGUGUACGUGCAGAAGGAGAUCGUGUUCGAUGAGACGGUGUGCAGGGCGAAGUAG